UUCAGCUAAAGCAAAACUGUAUCACAUACAAACAAACCCGAUAAAACCGUGAGAUCACGAUAGCAGUAAGCUGAUCGUGGGCUUUGAAUCGUCAAGCAUGUAUGCAAACGCAGGAAAGCACAACACGCUUUCUACGCGAAAUAUGGCGUCAUCAUUCUCAUGCAACCAUGUGAUUUUACGGUCAUUUACCGGGAAGCCUGGUGCUGCCUACUGCAUCAAAAUAAUUGCACCGGAGAAAUGUUUUAUCAACGAACCACUAGGUCUAGAAUAGCACAAGAGGCAUGGCCAAGAGGAAGGACCAUUUGUAAAGGAAGCACGAACCAUGGAAAAUGUGUUACGAAGUGCUGGCACGCUUACUGUACUGGAGUCCAUAUCUCCACGAACAUCUGGAACAGCAGCCAAGCGAGCGAGCGUACAGGCGGUUGCUCAUCACGCUGUUUGUUAUUACUCAGCGGUGGACAGAGUUGGUACAUCGAAGCCACUCUGUUCAUUGAACUCCAUCCCGCGUUUGUCAUUUAUAAAGUGCUUACAGAUUGUAACCGGAAGUCCUGUUCGCAAUAUUUUUCCUAAUUUUGUUAUUCUUUUGCAUUUAAUUAAUGUGACCUAACCUGUUUAGGGUUUACCAGCUGUACACGUCAGCGAAUGAACAUUAAUUUCGCAGCGCAUCUUUUACUUUGCUUUCGGCAUCGCUCCUCUUUUAGUCAUCCCUUCAGCGCCGAUGGUUAACCAUUCGUGGAGUUAAAAAGGUUAUACAGUUUAACCUGGUUGAAUCAGGCUGAUCAUAUAAGAAUCUUAUCAUGGUGAUCCAAUUCCUCCGAUAAUUAGGACAUUCCGAUUUCAAUUGGUGUCAAUUUUGGAUUUUAGCAUUGCCUGCCGUUCCAUUUGUGGUAAUCACGAUCGUGUCUGCUUACACUACGGUUUAGUAAUUCUCCGAAGAAACGUCUAUACUCAUACCGGAAGUUUCAUUUUUGUGGAAACGCUUCAUAUAUCUCUAUUGGCAUUUUGUUAUUUAAAUCGAAAUGGUGCACCUGCUGGAUUGGCUGCGACGCUGUCCCAGCGGACCAAGCCGCUCGAGGUCACCGGAAGUCUCGGCACCUGCCGCCGCUCCCCUUAUCCCGGCUCCCAGGCUCCCGUCCCCCCAGCUAGCCGGUCUCCCGUCCCCCCAGCUAGCCGGCUCCAUCCCGGCUAACCUUCACAUGGUCUCCGAUCCGAUGGCGGUUCCUGUGCGGCAACGCGCCGUUUCCGCUAUUUGCGAGGAUCGCGCCGCUUCCUUCGACGAAGUGUUCCCGGCUUCCCAGUCCUUCACCGACGGGACAGCCAUGUCGCCCAGCGAUUCCGGAGUAUUUUUGGAAAUGGAUAAGCAUCGUCGGUACUCUGUACAGGAUAUGGAAUUUUACAAGGCGGAGUGCGAGAAGGCCAUCGGGAAGGCACAGGAUCAAUAUAAGUGUAUUAUCUGCUUUACCGGUGACCGCGCCAUUAUGUUCUCGCCAUGCCACCAUGUUAUUACCUGCUCCAAAUGCGCCAAUACCCUGCCGUUCUAUGAAACCAUAACCGGUCACUCUAUGCGCAAGUGCCCGGUCUGUAUGAAAUAUGUCAGGAAAAUGACCAAAAUAUUUCUGAGCUGAAUGCUGUCAUAUAAUACAAGAGUUGCCAUCUUUUGUGGCUUUGAUUAAGUAUAAAAUUAUUAAUGCCGACUUUUUUGUCUGUGAUAUUUUUCUGGAGACAACACCCGCUAGUUUGUAUAGUCGCAUAUAUAUUUUAAAUUGGAAAAUUCUAUUACAUCAUGGUGUGAUUGUUUGAAAUAAAAUCCUGUGAAGUUG
Paramacrobiotus metropolitanus is the source of this 1820-nucleotide messenger RNA. RefSeq lists its product as uncharacterized. The coding region runs from base 1020 to 1625 and encodes 201 amino acids. The record is from RefSeq and is a predicted model, not a curated record. The transcript has 2 exons. Lineage: Eukaryota; Metazoa; Tardigrada; Eutardigrada; Parachela; Macrobiotidae.